AUGAAAACGUCGAUUGAUCAAUGGACGAAUGCUAAGUCUCUCAGGAAAUUCUUCAGCUCAGUAUUCGGCAAAGGUGCUCGAUCGAAGCAUAUACCGGAGUCAACAGCUCAGACUUCACCAGUAACCAACACGGUUUCGGUGCCUGUGCCAACAGAUACAGCAACGGGAACGACUUCAGCAUGUCAAACUUCGAUGAGAGAUGAAUUCUCGUCGAUCUCCGCACCUGGAAGCAAAAUAUUGAAAAGAGUAAGAGCAAGCAGGACCAAGUCGAAUAGUCCUCUCCAUAGACAACCCCUGUCGCCUUCGAGCGCAGUAUUGACCGAUGCCACAUCACUUUCACCUCCACAAAUAAAUCUAAGAAGAUGCCAUACAUGCUCAUAUGAAUCACCAGCACCAAUUAUCGACUCGAAAGAAACUUCAGGGCGAGCACCUCUGACGGCAAAGUAUCCUGAAAUAUUCAUAUACAUGGGACGAAAUGGUGUGCCAAAUUCCGCUCUGGCUUUGACCAAAGACAUAGUUAGAAAUAUGAAUGAGAUAUUUCGCCUUGAAGGACAAGUUAAUGAUCAUAGAAAGGAUAUAGAUCGAGUAGGUGAAGAGUAUGAGCGCGUCAUUUCGACUUUGAAAGAACCCAAUCGGUUACUUCCAUCAUCAAGUACCACAAGAGGAAGCGAUCGAGAGGCUAAAUUAGAAGAACUAAUAUUUCUUUCUGACAUUUCCUCACGCAUUCAAAAUCAGAAGAGAGUGUUGCAAGAAGUCUUGGAACGAGAAGAUGGCGAGCUGAGCGAGCAGAGAAAAGUUCUGUUCAGCAGGCUGAGAGACGUACUUGAGGAUCGGAAUCUUUUAGAUACAACGGGAAAGGAUGCCCGAUCAAAUCAAUUUUAUCGCAUGCCAGCCGCACAGCUUAUACCUCGACACGAGGAACCUCGUGCAGGUAGCGAACAAGCUCGAGAGCGAGCCGGAAAGAAACCACGAGAGGCCGUGGAUCACAUGAAAGAAAUGGGAUAUCAAUUGCAAGAAGCGCAUCAAAAACUCAAUAAUUGGAAGCACUACUAUGAAUACGAGUAUGCGGAUUAUGCACGCGCGGUUAAGAAUGGAACAAUGGGACCUGCGAGAAGUUUUUUCGAUUUGACUCUACUACAAGAACAUCAGGUGGCAACCGAGGAAGUUAUUGAAGCGGAGAACAAUCAUGAAAAGGCAAGGGGACAAGUAAAGGAGUUGAAGGUGGUGCUCAGUAAUAUUUAUCAAUCAAGUGGCUUUGCGAAUUUUUCAGAUGACGGGUAUAGAGCAUCAAUGGAAGAUGCUAUGGCCAAUGAAGUGGAUAGGGAAUGGAUUCUGAGCUGGAUGGAGAAAAACGAUGAUGGGAUAGACUUUGGGGAUGAUGGUGAUGAGUGGGAAGCAAUGUCAAUCGGAUUAGAUGAUAGUGUUAGUGUGGUUGCUGAAGGGAGGGAAAGAAAAAGAAUCGAUGGGUGGGAAAAAAGAUGUCUAGCAAUCGACAAUGACUGUACUGAGCUUCCAGCGGCACUAGAGUACAAUCCAGAUCCUAAGCCGAGAAAGAUGGUUGCUUGA
Molecule: messenger RNA, 1566 nt
Organism: Sclerotinia trifoliorum
Lineage: Eukaryota; Fungi; Ascomycota; Leotiomycetes; Helotiales; Sclerotiniaceae
Source: the annotation of a GenBank genome assembly